AUGAUAGGAGACGCGUUUAGUAAUACUACGUGCCCUAGCCUGUGUCACUGCUCUUCCGACGAUGACGUUUACUGUGAUAAGAUGGGAUUCAGAAGCCUUCCUCUUAACCUACCUGUUUCUGCAGUAUCGCUAUACCUGGAAGGGAAUCUAUUCCGAGUCCUGACAUUCAACGCGUUCAAGAAUGUCCCAAUACUUCAAAACCUUUGGAUAAACCAAAACAACUUGACAUUCUUGUACCCAGGAGCAUUUAUCUCCCUCAACAACCUCAAAGAAUUAAAUCUUAGUGAGAAUUCAAGGCUCACCUACCUUCACGCUCAUACGUUCCGAGGCCUUUUCAGUCUAAUCUUUUUGGAUCUAUCUUCCUGCAACCUCUUUGAAAUUCAUCCUCUUGUGUUUUCCCACGUGGUGUCUCUGGAAGUUCUCAAUUUGGGUUCCAAUAAAUUUCACUACAUCCCACAGGCUCUGAGGAAACUCCACAAUCUUACGACGUUAUCUUUGGAAAAUAAUCACAUAGAAGCCAUUGGGAAAAAUUCCUUCAAAAAUCAGCAAGCUUUGCGGGAUCUUAAUCUGAGGAGGAACCGGAUUUGGGUGAUAGAAAAUGAUGCCUUCAACGAACUCAACAAAUUGAACGUUCUAAAUUUAGGACACAACUCGCUAUCUUAUUUGCCUAAUCAGCUUUUUAGUGAUUUAAUCCAGGUCAGGAUUAUGUACCUGGAAGCUAACUGGAUUACGAGAAUCAACUGUUCCUUUAACAGUCUUGUUAACUUGAAAAAAUUACAUCUUAAUAAUAACCGAAUAAUGCACAUUGCACACAACGCUUUCUCCUCUUUGAAGGAACUUCAGUUUCUUCAUCUAAAUAAAAAUAAUUUAACUUCUAUCCCCGGUGAUUUAUUUGCGAACAUGCCCAAACUGAAGCACGUGUUCCUUUCGUUUAAUCCGUGGAGCUGCGACUGCAGAAUGGCUUGGAUUGCAAACUGGAUGCUGACUUACAAUGGAGCCGUAAGAGGCCUACACUGCGUCUAUGCCUUGUCUUAUAAAACGGGUUCUGGCGUCUUCACGCAGAAAGGAACCCUGUGCUCCCAUGAGAAAGCUGUCGACGACAGAUGCGUGGAAAUCUCAAUGAGUUCUGCUCCGAAACGGACCAAUUCUUUAUGUGUUAUAAGUAUUAUAUUAAUCUUAGUUUGGUUUUAG
Messenger RNA from Spea bombifrons (plains spadefoot toad), 1191 nucleotides. Its product is annotated as nyctalopin-like. The record is from RefSeq and is a predicted model, not a curated record. Lineage: Eukaryota; Metazoa; Chordata; Amphibia; Anura; Pelobatidae. Gene Ontology annotation, molecular function: protein binding. The transcript has a single exon. Gene Ontology annotation, cellular component: extracellular matrix. The coding region runs from base 1 to 1191 and encodes 396 amino acids.